Messenger RNA from Caenorhabditis auriculariae, 2524 nucleotides. The record is from the annotation of a GenBank genome assembly. Lineage: Eukaryota; Metazoa; Nematoda; Chromadorea; Rhabditida; Rhabditidae.
AUGCAACGCGACCAGCUGACCCAGAGGAGGAUUUUCGACGAGAGAAAACCGACGUUGCCGACAUUCUUGUAAUGGCUAAUCAUUGUAUGGCAAAGGAAAGACUCCAAAAAUUACAUACAGAAAGUUUCGAUGGACGGCGACUGCGGGUUUUUCAGAAUGAGGACAUGAAAAUAUUAAGAGCAAAUGUGGAUUUGUCCUGGCUUGCGCAUUCCGACUUUUAUCACUGAUUAGUGUUGUAGAUCUACUCUGUUUUUUCGUAAAUGAAAGGUGAACAAGUAUAACAUAAUCUGCAGAAACCUCAGCUUCCUGAAGAAAACUGAAGUAUAUCUAGGUAUUUUUGAAAAAAAAAACUAUCAAGAAUUACGCACCAACUUAAUAUGUUUCUAAUGUAUAUAAAACUUUCUAAGUUCAAAUUCCCGUCAGUUUUGGUUAAAAUGAAUACUCGGGUGAUUGAGAAAAGGAAUGGUCAGAGCAGAAAUAGCUUUUCAAAAAAGUUUUCGAUUUGCAUGAAUAGUAAGUUUCGUUUCUCUUCUAUCAGCAAUCAUUUUUUCUCUGAAACUUUUGAUUAUUUUCGCUUUUCGGAUGAUUUGAAAAUAAAAUUGCUUGAUUCAUAAUUACUGGAAAUGCUGUGGUCCCCCACUCACAGUGUUAAUAUGAAAUCAAAAAUAAAAGGAAAAAUUUCAACACAAGUAAAAAAUAAGCGCUUCUCAGAAAUGAUUUGGUCAACUGCAUCAAGGUCCCUUCCACUUCGUUCAAUAAGGAUAGGACCACCUGGAAAAUUUUGACUUUCAUUGGUGGUUUUUGGUCAAUUUCUCUUUUUGAUGAGUGGUUUUUUUGUUUUACGGUUUUCCUUCCAUAUAUUCCAGGUUUAAACAUUCAUCGAAAAUAGGGAAAAAAGACUUUUUUUGAGUUUGCAUCAAAAUAUUCAAGCGAAUGAUUUUUUACAGUACUUUGAAUGAACUUAUCUUAUUGAUAGAGACAUUUUAACAUUUAAAAGAAAAACAAAAAAAGUUUGAAAAGCAUUCUUUUAAAAGUUAGAAAACCAGUUACAAGAUGGUGUAUCAUGACCGAAUUUCAGACUGUCGUCGUUUUCGACCGUUUUUCUUUUUGCAUGUAGUCAAAAAAAAGACACUUAGUUGGAUUGGGUAAGAAUUGGCGAUCCUCGAAAAUCAAAGGAAAAAACACCCUUCCGACUGCUACUCGAACUUUUUGAGGUACAUAUAAAUAAAUCAUAUAAAAAGUUCUAAUUCUAGUAGAAAUUGUUUUAUUGCACGUUUUUAUGCUUUAUAUUGUUGACAAAACUAAAAACCCGCCAAACGCUCUAUUUGAAACAAAACCUUCGAUGAGCGUGGGUACCAUUUUCUCUACAUUUUCUCAAGCUCAUAGCACCUUUGAGAAUUUUCAAAAAAGAAAAAGUUGAACUGCCAGUCGGCUUUAUACAGAAAGAAAAACGGUCGAAAACGACGACAGUCUGAAAUUUGGUCACGAUACAACGUCUUGCAACUGGUUUUCUAACUUUUAAGCGAAUGUUUUCAAGCUUCUUUUUGUUUUUCUGAAUGUUAAAAUGUCUCUUUUAAUAGGAUAAGUUCAUUCAAAGUACUGGAAAAAAUCAUUCGCUCGAAUAUUUUGAUGCAAACUCAAAAAAAGUGUACUCUGAAUCGAAUGGCACUCUCAGAUUUUUGAUAUCUUUCCGUAUUUUGCCAAAAAGUCCAAAAUCGAGGGGGGUCCUAUCCUUAUUGAACGCGGUGUAUAAUACGAAAUAAUCCAUAUUCUUAAUUGCUCAUUAAUCGCUUCAAUUUAACUAUUGAUAUAUUACUGAUUUUGAAGAAAACAAAUCGGAAUAAAAACUUUUUUUUUUACUGUUUUCAUGGUAGUUCGCCUGGCAGUGUUUGUAGUUCGAGAGAGUCUAACUGGAAAAUUUUCCCCCAGUACUAAGGCCAAGCGAAACAAAACAGAUAUCCAAUUUUUUAGGCCAAGCGAAUAUAAAAUUUUGAGCUGAAUAGGAUUUGAGGCACCUGAACUACUUUUUAUUGCUAAUAUAUACAUAAAUUUUUCGAAAUGACUUUGACCGGAAAUGACAGCAUUUGAGCAUUAAAAAUUUUGCACUCAGGAAGUUGAGACAUAGUCGACUCAGAUGUGGAAAACCAUAAAUACCAAUUUCUUCACGAUUUUUCAAAUUUUCUGUCAUCCCGGACCAAUAGAAAGGGUCAAAAACCAUCCUCAUACCGAAGAAAGGCGAUCUGACCAAUCUGAAUAACUUCCGAACAAUCUUACUCUUUAUUAGUCGUUUACAAGUUGUUCACGAAGGUCAUUGUCAGAAGACGGGAAAAGAAGCUCGACGACUACCAACCCAACCAACGUCCGGACAUAUCGACGCCUUGACCCGAGUCAUAGAACGACAUCGGGAGUACCACCUUCCCUGGCCAUGGCCUUUGUCGACUAUCGGAAAGCCGUCGACAGUGCCGAGAUCAACGCGGUUCUAAACCUCGCUCGUAACAGCCGGAGUAUCUUCACGUUGCAUUGA